Molecule: messenger RNA, 681 nt
Organism: Labeo rohita (rohu)
Lineage: Eukaryota; Metazoa; Chordata; Actinopteri; Cypriniformes; Cyprinidae
Gene: top6bl
Product: DUF4554 domain-containing protein
Exons: 7
Coding region: 25-681 (218 amino acids)
Biological process (GO): meiotic DNA double-strand break formation
Source: RefSeq, a predicted model, not a curated record
ACGAAACUUUAAUUAGGAUUAAAAAUGUACUGUAAAUUACGAAAGGUUUUGAGGUGUUUGUUGGCUUUAGUUCAUCAGUAUGGUGAAUGUAAACGGUCAGGAGGUCUGAUGGUUGUCGUUAGAGCGCUGUCUCAAUCUCCCGCGAUUUUAACCGUAUCUGCUGCUGGUGCUUGGUGUAAAAAAAUGUCUAAAUCUGCUUUGAAAGAGGCUGUGGACAGACUUUCUUUAGAGGUCCCAACUUGUGAGUGUGUUCAUCAGGAAGAGCUUCAGAGGUUUACUGACAACUUGGGGUCUUUGUUUUUUACCUAUUCUUUUCAUGUUGGAAGGGCUACUAGUCAGUCAGUGGAGGCUCAACAGUCAAAGAUCGAAAAAUUUCUGCACAGACUCAGUCUGGUUCAUGCACAGGUGAAAAUCAUCUUUGAGAUUAGGACAGAUUCAACGACGCACAAGCAAAUGUUCAGGAGUCCAUUCUCUGGAUGGUGUUUCCCAUCCUGCCAACAAAUGCACCCAGUAUUGGGAGACACACUGAGCUGUGUGCUUCCCACUGACACAAUAGAGGCUGGAUUGUGUGGGGAAAUGAGCAUGGUUACCAUGGCAACACUUGCACCCUGUAUGGAUCAGUAUGCCAACUGGCCCACUCGACUCUCAUGCAUACGGAUAUCCUUUGUAAUGUUCACAUAA